UGCUCUGUGGCGGAGUUGUGUUGUGUUGUGAUGGUCGGCGAGAAAGUUUUUUGGCGAAUUCUCUGGCCCGUUUCGCGUCGCGGAGCAAGGAGAGAAGAUCCUUAAGAGAAAUAGCGGGAUCGGAACCCUCGGAAGUCAAUGGGAUAGCCAGCAGCGCGAGUAAGAGCGGAGAUACUUCCAGAAGAUUCUGCGGGAGCCCAGGUUUACGGAUCUUUUCACCAUAUGUAGUUGGGAGAGAAGAUCUGCUGGGCUAUAAACGCCCUUGAAAACUGUCACAGUGUUUGUACAAAAGUGUUUGCGGAUAUUUGCACAGAAACCCUUCUCAUGCAGGUUAAUGACGGGUCAAGGCACCAGGAAGCAAAUCCCAAGACCUUUAAGGAGAUGGAGAAGAUGACAGAGGAACUGCACAUACAGGCAAAGGAACAUAAUGCUAACACGGAGGUUCAGACUGAACGAGAAGAUUUUUCAUCAGAUGAGCACCGUGACACAUCAGAAUCUCCAAGUGAAGAGAGCAAGCAAGAGAAGGAAGAAGAAAAGGAAGAACAGUUAAUGGAAGAAAAGAAAAGGAAAAAAGAGGACAAGAAGAAGAAAGACGCCACUCAGAAGGUUACAGAACAAAAAACCAAAGUGCCCGAAGCGACGAAGCCAAGCCUAAGCCAGCCUCCAACUGCCACCUCAGUUGGCAGUGUUCCAACACCAGCCGGCAACGGUGGUAACAAUGCCAAAAGGGCGGUGGCCACCAACGGCCAGCCACAGAACGCCGCCCGCUAUCUGCCCCGUGAGGUGCCUCCUCGAUUUCGCCAGCAAGAGCACAAAGUGUUACUAAAACGUGGUCAGCCCCCUCCGCCUUCCUGUGGACUUCUUGGAGGUGGGGCGGGGCCUCCUGGGUUGCCAGGAUCAAACCCUGGCACUGCACAACCCAACGGUCCACUGCAGCACGGCAGUACACCAGUGGACACAAACCCUGGGGGUGCUGGUUCAAAUUAUGCAAAUUCUCCUUGGGGUUCUGGAUCAUCCAGCACUGACCUCAACCACGGCUGGGAUAAGUUAAUCGUAGACGGGUCUGAUAUGGAGGCUUGGCCUUGCAUCACAGGCAGAGACUCUGAGUCGGCUUCGGAACACAUAGAUAACGAAGGUGCCUCAAACCUUGGCUCUGAGAAGAGCCAGCCACCUGGAAGUGGCGCUGCCAGGAGUUGCAAAGGAGCUGCAAACCAGUUCGCUGCUGGGGGCGGAAAGAAUGAAUGUAAAAUGGGGGCCUGGAACAUGGGCCUUGUGCCUAAACCCAGUCACGCAUCUUCCAUCUCUUCGGAGAGCAAAGACGGACUUAAUAAUUGGAAAAACUUGAGCAGCCCCGAUGGAGCUGGCCUUGGGUUGACCUUGAACCCAAACAUCAACCCAUCGGCCUGGCCAGUAUUGGGCCAGGAGGGCACUUCUGGAAAAGGGACUUCGGAGACGGACAUUUCGAGCUCCAGUGCACAACUUAGUGCAGUAGGUCAAAGCCCUAGGGAUCAGGAUGGUACUUCUACAAGCGCCUGGGCAAAACAGUCUAAAACGGAAAAUGCGGGUGUUACAUGGAAUGCUUCUGUUGGAGAACAGCCUCAAUUUCAAGCUCUUAACACUGAUGGACCAAAUAAUGGCGACACUAACUCUUUGAAUGCAAGCUCACAGAGCACUGGGAACCCUUUACAAAAUAAGGGAGUGUCUGAAACAACAGGGAAUGGGACCUGGAAUAUGCCCUUAGGAAUGGGUUUGGGAAACCCCUUGGUUUUGAAUCAAUCUGUGAGCACUGAAGCCUCAUCCGAAGGCAGUAUUAGAGGAACUAUGGAGGGACGGGCAACUGGGGGUACUUGGAAUACUGUUUGGGGGUCUUCUGGAACUGAUUCCAUUUCUGGACAAAAUGGUACAGGAGCUGAUGGCAAUAAUGGACGCAGUGGCGAUGAUGCAGCAAAGAAUGGCUCUGGUGUGAAACAAUUACUUGUGAAUAGAUCAAGGACUGAAUCAUGGGACAAUAAUGGUGGAUCCUGGGACUCUGAGACACAAGACCCCAAUAAAGCAAAAAACUGGGGUAAAGGGAACAGAACAGCAUCUGGUAGUGCUCAGGGUUUGUGGGGUCAACAGCCAGGGACUGAUAAUCAGUCAGAAGGAGAUUGGGUUGGCUCUGCUAAGGAACAGAAUUGUGGCACAGGCGGAUGGGACAAUCACAGGGUAAAUCCCCUCCCAGAAAACCAAGGAGAGAAUGCCCAAAUUUCCAACUGGGCAAAAGCCUCUAGUUCCACUGGGAGUGACUCUGGUAGUCGAAGCAACAACAAAAAGGGGGGCUCUGACAACCACCCAGGAGGACGGCGCUCAAACAAGGCUGAUCAUCCUGACCAAGAAGAAGUAUUACAAAGUGUAAUGAACAGGGCUGAUCUAGACCCAAGAGUGCUGUCAAAUACUGGGUGGGGCCAAACUCAGAUAAAGCAGAACACAAUUUGGGAUGUCCAGGAGUCGCCUAGGAAUGAGAGGCGCACAGACAAAGGAACAGAAGGGUGGGAGAGCACUGCCACUCAGAGCUCUAACUCAGGGGGCUGGGGCGAAGGGCCCAGUCAAACCAGUCACUGCACCUCUGGGUGGGGAGAUGCUCCGCAGUCUUCAAACAUCGAGUGGAAGGAUUCAAAGACUCCAAGUGGAUGGGUGGACCCAAAGAACAGUCAAGGUUGGGGAGGUGGAACACCAGAAGAGAAAACACCAUCUUGGAAUGAUGGGCCUAGAAUGAAGGAGCCAGGUUGGGGAGCAAGACAGCAACAAACUCAAGGAUGGCCGGCCAAUAAUGGCUGGGGUGAUGGAAGUGGGCAACCAGCUGAACAACCAAAAUCAGGUGGCUGGGACAGUUCAAACCCGAGAUGGGGUGAAAGUGGUCGUGGUGAUGUAGGAUCUUGGGGAGGUGGUAGUAGUUCCAAUCCUAAUCAAAGAGGUGGGUGGGAGGACCCCCCAAGACACCAGGGAUGGGGUGAGCCAUCCAAAGCAACCACUUCUAAUUGGAGCAAACAGCAGGAUGUGUCUGGUUCCUGGGGCACUGCCUCCAGUAGUAACCGACAGUCAGCACCAGGUUGGGGCUCGGCACCUGUGCCCAUGCCUUCUUCUGCUGUUCCACCUGCAACCAUCCCAACUUUGCCAAAGGAGGAAGAACCUACUGGAUGGGAAGAGCCUUCACCUCAGUCCAUCUCCCGAAAGAUGGAGAUUGAUGACGGCACCUCAGCCUGGGGUGAUCCCAACAGCUACAACUAUAAGAAUGUGAAUCUGUGGGACAAAAACUCUCAAAGUGAGAGCUCUGGAAGUGGGCCGUUGCCUCGUGAGCAGAACGCAUCAAAUGCAGUUACAGGACGUGGCUCCACGUCAAGUUCUGGUUCAAAAUCGAUACAGGAUGGGUGGGGAGGUGGUGAUCGGCCUACUGUGGCAAAUACUCGGCCCCCAAGCUGGGAGGAAGAUGAUGAUGGGCCAAUAGGCUUGUGGAACAGUACUGGAACUCAGGAGAGUAGCUCACCCUACAACUCCUCUAACUGGCCCGCAAGCGGGAAGAAAAUGCACAAGGGCUCCAUGAAAGGUGGGAACAAUGACACAUGGAUAAACCCUCUCUCUACUCAGUUUUCCAAAAUGGGAUUACUGAGGGAGUCUUCCGAAGACAGUGUUGGUAACAAAAUGGACUUAACUGUUGGUGGUCUACCAGACAAAAAGCUGGAAUCUGAUAAAAGAGGAAUGAACAUGGAUUACAAUGGAAUGAUGAGGAAGGAUAGAUCGGGAUUCCGGCCAUCAAAUUCCAAAGAUUCGCCCACCACAGACAGUGGACCCUACUUUGAGAAGCUGACUUUGCCUUUCUCCAAUCAAGAUGGGUGCCUGUCUGACGAGGCACCUAACUCGCCCUUCUCCCCUCCUCCGAGCUGCAAGCUGUCUCCCUCGGGCACUGCUCUACCCACCGCCAACCUCGGCUGCAUCGGCUCUGGUUUUAACAUGCAAAACCUAAACGCUAGACACAAUGGCAAUCAUGGUUUAUUUGGCAGUAGCACAGCACAAUCCAGAGGUGUGCACGCGCCCCAGGUGCCGUCCAUGAAUUCAUCCCAGCCUAACCUUCGGGCUCAAGUGCCUCCGCAGUUCCUGCCCCCUCCUCAGGUUCCUGCCCCUAUGUUGAAGCAUGCCACUCCAAAUGGUGCCCUGAACCCAGCCCUGUUUGGCCUCGGUCCUCAGCUAACCCCUCAACAAAUAGCUAUGCUCAGCCAACUUCCUCAGCUUCCACAGUUGGCUUACCAGCUGUUGCUUCAACAACAGCAGCAGCAGCAGCAGCAAGUUCUGCAAAACCAACGGAAGCUGUCUGCCGCCGUCCGACAACAACAAGAACAGCAACUUGUUCGUAUUGUUAGUGCCCUGCAGCAGCAACAGCAACAACAGCAGCAGCAUCGACACAACAGCACCCCAGGGAUGAAGCAUUCUCCAUCACACCCUGGCAUGCCCAAGCAACAUCUGGAUAAUGUGCCUAGUUCUCUUCCCUCUGGCCUUCCAGACUUCCAGACCAAAGGACAGAUUCAGCCAGGCUACCCAAUGGGCAUGAGCUCAAACAUGAACGUAAACCAGUUAGAUGUCAACAGUAUUGUAGGAAUGAAAGAACCUCAGUCGCAACAAUCACGGCUCAAGCAGUGGACGACUAUGGAUGGUCUCUCUCCUGCCACUCCACCACCAGAUCACAAUCCCUUGAAAAAUGGUGCUAUUUCGAGCAGCAUGGCGCCACCGGUGAAGCCUCGAGAUAGCUUGCCCUAUUAUGAAAUGAUAGCAGGUGAUUCCUUGGCCAGUCAUUCUGGCCCUGCGAGUGAUAACUGGUCCACCCCUAAGCUCUCAAAUGGUUCCAGCGGAUCCAGUUGGCCUCCAGAGUUCCGCCCUGGGGAACCAUGGAAGGGUUUCCAAAACAUUGACCCCGAAUCAGACCCGUAUGCGACCCCAGCGAGCAUGAUAAACAGCUCUGCAGCACCCCCAUCCCCGGACUCGGAACACCAACUUCUCAGGGACAGGAGCACAGGGUCCAGUUCCUCCCUGAACACCUCGCUGCCUUCACCUGGUGCCUGGUCCUAUAGUGCCUCAAACAGCUCCUACAGCACUGUACAGAGCACUUCAGCCAAGUUCAGUGACUUCAAGUCUACGUGGUCUCCAGAUCCAAUUGGACAUCCUAGGAUGUGGAAAAAUCAGAUGUCAUCUAAAAACACUAACCCGCCAACACGGCCGCCACCAGGACUGACCAAUCAGAAACCUCCUUCAUCUCCAUGGGGUAGCGGAGCACCCCGAUUCAGCAGAGGAUGGGGCAUGCAGGAGUCACGAUAUGCCCUUAGUUCUAACUGGAGUGAUGGCAAUUCGGGUGGAUCUGGUCGGGUCAGCUCCUGGCUUGUUCUUCAUAAUCUCACUCCACAGAUUGAUGGCUCCACUCUCCGAACAAUCUGCAUGCAGCAUGGCCCGCUGAUAACAUUCCAUCUGAACCUGACACACGGCACCGCAUUGGUCCGGUACAGUACCAAGCAAGAGGCUGCCAAGGCCCAGACUGCGCUGCACAUGUGUGUGUUGGGGAACACUACCAUCCUUGCUGAGUUUGUCAGUGAAGAGGAAGUCAACCGCUAUUUUGCACAAGGUCAGUUGUCAACACCUUCCCCGGGCUGGCAGACGUUGGAGACAGGACAGAGUCCGAUGGAUCCAGUUGGAAGCAGCCUGCAUACGUUCGGUGGUCGGGCCAGCCUGGGACAGUGGAACAGUGCCGGAGGAGUGGGCAGGGGUAGUGGGAACUUGGCGGGAGCCUCGCUUUGGGCAACCCCAAGCUACACGGCGAGCCUGUGGGGGGCCCCGAAUUCCGACGAUUCGCACCGAAUGGGCAGUCCAGCACCCCUGCUACCUGGCGACCUCCUGGGUGGAGGGGCUGAUUCAAUUUGAACUUUUAAGCUUUCAACCUUUGACCUGUGACCUCGUGAACUUUUUUGAACAGCAGCACUAAUGUGUUUUAUUUUCAAACUGCAAUAAGUUUCAAGACAAGUUUAAAGAAAAAAAAGGAGAAAAAAAAGAAAAAAGUGAAACAAAUUAAGGGGGUCAUCCACAGUCUCUUUUGUGCACAUAGACACCUCCCUCCUAAUUUUCGGCUACUUUUUUUUAAUCAAAAAAAAAUAAAAAACUAAAAACAACAAAAAAAA
This is a messenger RNA of Mobula hypostoma (lesser devil ray), 6194 nucleotides long. RefSeq names its product trinucleotide repeat containing adaptor 6Ba (gene tnrc6ba). Lineage: Eukaryota; Metazoa; Chordata; Chondrichthyes; Myliobatiformes; Myliobatidae. Bases 325 to 5940 code for a protein of 1871 amino acids. The record is from RefSeq and is a predicted model, not a curated record. Gene Ontology annotation, cellular component: P-body; nucleoplasm. Gene Ontology annotation, biological process: miRNA-mediated post-transcriptional gene silencing; positive regulation of nuclear-transcribed mRNA poly(A) tail shortening. Gene Ontology annotation, molecular function: nucleic acid binding. The transcript is spliced from 26 exons.